Messenger RNA from Fusarium fujikuroi IMI 58289, 666 nucleotides. RefSeq lists its product as uncharacterized. The coding region runs from base 1 to 666 and encodes 221 amino acids. The record is from RefSeq and is a predicted model, not a curated record. Lineage: Eukaryota; Fungi; Ascomycota; Sordariomycetes; Hypocreales; Nectriaceae. The transcript is spliced from 3 exons.
AUGCCGACCAGCCAAGCUCUCCAAUUAAUAGUCAUUCCGCAUCGCCCAGCGGCCAAUGCUGAAAUCGAGCGAGAUCUUGCGCCGGCUAUUUCAAUACUCAAGAAGGCACCUGGGCUAAAGCCCUUCUGGAGCGGCAGAAAAUUCGAAGAUCGAUAUACAAAAGUAUAUCUAGCUCUGUGGGAAAACCUAGAGUCAUCCCAUUCUUUCUUCACAAGCUCUGAAUAUGCAAAGUUCCACAGCGUCAUUCAACCAGCUCUGAAUGGGCGCAAGGUAACAUGGACAUCCCAUGCGCUCAUGGAUCACUCACCCCUCAGCGACCAUCAACACCUCUCAGACACUCUGAAGUCGCCUGCUAUGGAGGUUGCGUUGACGAAAGUGGUUGAAGGUGGUGUGUCGGGUUAUUACUCUCAGUUCAACAAGGUGGUUACUCGUGUACUCGACGAGGAAGAUGGAUGUAAGGGCUACUUUAUCACUCCUCUUAUUGAGAAUCCUGAGGAUCAACUACUAUUGAUCAACUGGGACUCUGUGGAUGCUCAUCAUGAAGUCUUUGAGAAAAGGCCGGGAUUUAGGGAGUGUAUAGAUGCCCUGAAGGACUACUAUAAGGAGUUUGUUGUGCCCUGGCAUAUCGUUGAUAUUCGGAAAGAGGAUUUGGGCGAUAGACAUUAG